AGCUGUUUCACUUCGUAAAUAUACCGCACUGGUAGCGCGGUAGCGUCGGUGGCAGGUGUCACCCGAAUAUCGGGCGUCCGAUUGAUCUCCGAACUUGACGAAGAAGAAGAAUAUCGUACGCCGAGAGCGUAAAUCUGGCUUUUCUUAAAAUUAAACGUAAAUAACAAAAAGGGGGACAUUGACGGCGAGGUUUGUUCUAUCGGGGAAAAUGUUUAGCACCAAGACCUUCGACGUUGUGAGCUUCGACUCGGAAUUGUCCGCUGCGAGGUUGGAGACGUCCGCGAACGUCCAAACGACGGAGAUAGUCUACGCCGCUGACGACACGCAGACCGCGGAGACGAGGAGUGUCGGGAGCCAGACGGUGAGCGGACAGAAAACGGAUGCGCAGGUAGAUUACGACAGGCUGGCGGAGUUUCUGAAGAAGGUCACGCCAGGGAUCCUGGAGGCCCUCGACGAAGCUUACGCCAGCAGCGCGUUCGACGACUACAACCCGAAUGUGACCGAGGCUUCGUCCGCCACAGUGGAGUUAUUGAAGAGGAUAAGUACGUCGAGAGAGACGGACGCGCAGAUCAAGAUAAGCGACCUGUCGUGGAGCACCGUCGGCGGAACAUUAGCGGUAGGCCUCAGUCACACCUAUCACGAGGCAUGGUGCGAUCACCUUUCCGCGAUCCAGUUGUACAAUCUCACGACCGAGGACAAUGUCGCGGACGCGCCCACCAGAACGUUGGAGACGAGCGGAUGCGUUACAACGCUGUGCUACCACCCGACACAGCCCUCCAUCCUCGCGGCCGGAUUGUCCAAUUGGGACGUGUUGAUCUGGAAUCUCAGGAACGACGACUCCGUCGUGCCGAUGCACGUGUGCACUCACGGCGACUGCGUGUCUCAGGUGUGCUGGCGGCCGAGAUCCGUCAACGACGUGACCCUGUUGCUGAGCUCCAGCACGGACGGAUACAUACUGAUUCACAAAGUAACGGCCAACUUCACGACCGUCGAGUCGUACAAGCGAUUCAAGAUAGUUAAGGAACGUAAUCCGGUGGAAAGCGUCAGGCCACGCAGCGCCGGGGGUACGCGCGAGCGCGCCGCUGAGGCAGGGCUGUGCAUCACGAGUUUUGACUUCUCGCCGAAACAUCCCAGUAUAUUUGUCGUCGGAACGCUGUGUGGUGGAAUCUAUAAAUGUAGCUUGGACAGUGUAACUUCCAUCGAAGGAGAUACCACGCUUUUAGAUCCCGUGAUCGACGAAUAUGAAAGACACGGAGGUAGCGUUACCUGCAUUAAGUGCUCGCCUUUACGCAAUCUAUUUGUCAGCAGUGCCACAGAUAAGGAAAUCCGUGUAUACAAUCUUGACGAGCAUGUCGGCCAGCGAACCAUUUCCGUGGACAACACAGUCGUGGGAUUAACGUGGAUGAUUGGUAAUCAAGACGUAUUCGCGGCAUACGGAGCGGGCGUGUGUGUGAAGUUCUACAACGUCACUGACGGUAAACCUGUGACACACGCGAAACUCGAGGUGACUGGCAAAGAAAGUAUCAGCAGCUUACGUAUAAAUUCCAAGAGAGAUAUGCUGGCGAUUGGAGAUGUUCGUGCGAAUGUCGAAAUAUGGAAAUUUCCACGUCACUUGUUUUGAACGUAUCUCUGAUUGACGCAAUUGCUCGUGCCAUUUGCUGAAUGGACUGACACAUCGCUACGUAUGCCUUAUGUAUUGCACAUGCAUAUGUAACUGUUUUUACUAAAGUAAAUUAUUGGAACAUUGAA
Molecule: messenger RNA, 1749 nt
Organism: Vollenhovia emeryi
Lineage: Eukaryota; Metazoa; Arthropoda; Insecta; Hymenoptera; Formicidae
Product: WD repeat-containing protein 34-like
Exons: 9
Coding region: 209-1621 (470 amino acids)
Biological process (GO): intraciliary transport
Cellular component (GO): cytoplasmic dynein complex; ciliary plasm
Molecular function (GO): dynein light chain binding; dynein heavy chain binding
Source: RefSeq, a predicted model, not a curated record